Messenger RNA from Nannospalax galili (Upper Galilee mountains blind mole rat), 4248 nucleotides. It is a transcript of the gene Prpf40a, whose product is annotated as pre-mRNA processing factor 40 homolog A. Gene Ontology annotation, molecular function: protein binding; RNA binding. The coding region runs from base 162 to 3275 and encodes 1037 amino acids. Lineage: Eukaryota; Metazoa; Chordata; Mammalia; Rodentia; Spalacidae. Gene Ontology annotation, biological process: mRNA cis splicing, via spliceosome. Gene Ontology annotation, cellular component: U2-type prespliceosome; U1 snRNP. The record is from RefSeq and is a predicted model, not a curated record. The transcript is spliced from 26 exons.
GGCCAAGGUGGCAGGCCGCCGCUGCCCCACCCCCUGUGGAGUGAGGCGGUCCGAACCCGGGAAGCUGGGUGGCUGCGUCCCCUUUCUUGGGGGAAGUUGGUGUAGUUUUCGCGGCCGAGGACUCGACGCACAAACUUCCUCCGCCCCCCUCCCCCCUCUUCAUGCAGGCGACGCCUAGCGAGGCUGAUGCUGGGGGCGAAUCGUCGCAGAGCUGCGUGUCGGUAGCUCACUCUGAUUGGACAGUGCGGAAGCCUAUCAGUUUAUUGGCCCCGCAGAUCCCGCCCCGUAGCUCAGGGCAGCCUUUACCCUUUGGCCCCAGCGGGCGCCAGCCACUCAGAUCGCUUCUUGUUGGUAUGUGUAGCGGCAGUGGCCGCCGGCGGAGCAGUCUGAGCCCGACGAUGAGGCCGGGGACAGGAGCUGAGCGUGGAGGCCUCAUGGUGAGUGAAAUGGAGAGCCAACCUCCGUCGCGGGGUCCCGGGGACGGGGAGCGGAGAUUGUCCGGCUCAAGCCUGUGCUCCAGCUCUUGGGUCUCUGCUGACGGCUUCCUGAGGAGACGGCCCUCGAUGGGGCAUCCUGGCAUGCAUUAUGCACCAAUGGGAAUGCACCCUAUGGGUCAGAGAGCUAAUAUGCCUCCUGUACCUCAUGGAAUGAUGCCACAAAUGAUGCCUCCUAUGGGAGGGCCUCCAAUGGGACAAAUGCCUGGAAUGAUGUCUUCAGUAAUGCCAGGAAUGAUGAUGUCUCAUAUGUCUCAGGCUUCCAUGCAACCUGCCUUACCGCCUGGAGUAAAUAGUAUGGAUGUAGCAGCAGGUGCAGCAUCUGGAGCAAAAUCAAUGUGGACAGAACAUAAAUCACCUGAUGGAAGGACUUACUACUACAAUACAGAAACAAAACAGUCUACCUGGGAAAAACCAGAUGAUCUUAAAACACCUGCUGAGCAACUAUUAUCUAAAUGUCCAUGGAAAGAGUACAAAUCUGAUUCUGGAAAGCCUUAUUACUAUAAUUCUCAAACAAAAGAAUCCCGCUGGGCCAAGCCUAAAGAACUCGAAGAUCUUGAAGGAUACCAGAAUACCAUUGUUGCUGGAGGUCUUAUUACAAAAUCAAACCUGCAUGCCAUGAUAAAAGCUGAAGAAAGCAGCAAGCAAGAAGAAUGUACCACAACAUCAACAGCCCCAGUUCCUACAACAGAAAUUCCCACCACUAUGAGCACCAUGGCUGCUGCAGAAGCAGCUGCCGCUGUUGUUGCAGCAGCCGCAGCUGCUGCAGCUGCCGCAGCCGCAGCCAAUGCUUCUACCACAUCUGCUAAUACUGUGGGAGCUGUUCCAGUUGUUCCUGAGCCUGAAGUUACUUCUAUUGUUGCUACUGUUGUAGAUAAUGAAAGUACAGUAACGCUGUCAACUGAGGAACAAGCACAACUUACUAAUACCACAGCUAUUCAAGAUCUAAAUGUUGACCUUUCCAGUAAUACUGGAGAGGAAACAUCAAAGCAAGAAACUGUAGCUGAUUUUACUCCUAAAAAAGAAGAGGAAGACAGCCAACCAGCAAAAAAAACAUAUACAUGGAAUACAAAGGAGGAGGCAAAACAAGCAUUUAAAGAAUUAUUGAAAGAAAAGCGGGUACCCUCCAAUGCUUCUUGGGAGCAAGCUAUGAAAAUGAUCAUUAAUGAUCCAAGAUACAGUGCUUUAGCAAAGUUGAGUGAGAAAAAGCAAGCCUUUAAUGCCUAUAAAGUCCAGACAGAGAAAGAAGAAAAAGAAGAAGCAAGAUCAAAAUAUAAAGAAGCUAAGGAAUCCUUUCAACGUUUUCUUGAAAAUCAUGAGAAAAUGACUUCCACAACCAGAUACAAAAAAGCAGAGCAAAUGUUUGGAGAGAUGGAAGUUUGGAAUGCAAUAUCAGAACGUGAUCGUCUUGAAAUCUAUGAAGAUGUUUUGUUCUUCUUGUCAAAAAAAGAAAAGGAACAAGCAAAGCAGCUACGAAAGAGAAAUUGGGAAGCCUUAAAAAAUAUACUUGACAAUAUGGCUAAUGUAACCUACUCUACUACUUGGUCUGAAGCCCAGCAGUAUCUGAUGGAUAAUCCAACUUUUGCAGAAGAUGAGGAGCUACAGAAUAUGGAUAAAGAGGAUGCAUUAAUAUGCUUUGAGGAACACAUUCGGGCUUUAGAAAAGGAAGAAGAAGAAGAGAAACAGAAGACUCUGUUGAGAGAAAGAAGACGACAGCGUAAAAAUAGGGAAUCUUUUCAGAUAUUUUUAGAUGAAUUACAUGAACAUGGACAGCUGCAUUCUAUGUCAUCUUGGAUGGAAUUGUAUCCAACUAUUAGUUCUGACAUUAGAUUCACUAACAUGCUUGGUCAGCCUGUUUUUUCAUUAGGAUCAACUGCACUUGAUCUUUUCAAGUUUUAUGUUGAGGAUCUUAAAGCACGUUAUCAUGAUGAAAAAAAGAUAAUAAAAGACAUCCUAAAGGAUAAAGGAUUUGUAGUUGAAGUAAACACUACUUUUGAAGAUUUUGUGGCAAUAAUAAGUUCAACCAAAAGAUCGACUACUUUGGAUGCCGGAAAUAUCAAGUUGGCUUUCAAUAGUUUACUAGAAAAGGCGGAAGCCCGUGAACGUGAAAGAGAAAAAGAAGAAGCCCGAAAGAUGAAACGAAAAGAAUCUGCAUUUAAGAGUAUGUUGAAACAAGCUACUCCUCCAAUAGAGUUGGAUGCUGUCUGGGAAGAUAUUCGGGAGAGAUUUGUAAAGGAGCCAGCAUUUGAGGACAUAACUCUAGAGUCUGAAAGAAAAAGAAUAUUUAAAGAUUUUAUGCAUGUUCUAGAGCAUGAAUGUCAACAUCAUCAUUCAAAGAACAAGAAGCAUUCUAAAAAGUCUAAAAAACACCAUAGGAAACGUUCCCGGUCUCGAUCGGGAUCAGAUUCAGAUGAUGAUGACAGCCAUUCAAAGAAAAAAAGGCAACGAUCAGAGUCCCGUUCAGCUUCAGAACAUUCUUCUAGUGCUGAGUCUGAGAGAAGUUAUAAGAAAUCAAAAAAGCAUAAGAAGAAAAGCAAGAAGAGGAGACAUAAAUCUGACUCCCCAGAAUCAGAUACUGAACGAGAAAAGGAUAAAAAAGAAAAAGACCGGGAAAGUGAAAAAGACAGAACUAGACAAAGAUCAGAAUCAAAACAUAAAUCACCUAAGAAAAAGACUGGAAAGGAUUCUGGUAAUUGGGACACUUCUGGCAGUGAACUGAGUGAAGGGGAAUUAGAAAAGCGCAGAAGAACCCUUUUGGAACAACUGGAUGAUGAUCAAUAAAUUAUACCAAAUAUAUGUUUAUAGUAUGAUUUAAAGUCUAAUUCAGACCAGGGACUAUUUUAAGUUCGAUUUACAUAACACUGGGUUUUAACUGUAUCACAGGAAAAAAAAGUGCAUUUAAGUAUUGUUAUUGUGGACUUUAUAAAAGCAAAGGAAAUUGAAAAUAACUUUUGAUUCUGUAUCAAGAAUCAUAUUUUCCUACGGUCAUAACUGUCUUUCUGUGUCCCUUUCAUAGGGCUCUGCAGGAUGGAUUAAAGGUGGCAAUUUACUGAUAACUGCAGAUGUCUCUACUUUGUUCUAAGUCAUGAGGUGAUUUGAUUUACUUUAUAGAAGUUGGAUUUUGAAGAUAAUGAAAAGAAUUUUGAUAAUGUAGUACAAAAAAAGCACCAGCAACCAAUAAGACUGCUUUUUUGUGCACUUCCCAACAGGUUAAAGCCAAUGUGAUCUUUUAUGGUGAGCUCUUAAGAAAUAAGUGUUUUUGAUGGAAACUUGGUAGACCCUUAACCGUAGUGGUGCUAAUAAGCACUGCUGUAAUAAAGCCACCAUUAUUUUUUAUGAAACAUCUGAAGACAUUUUAAAAAGGCUUAUGAGGGCAUUAUUUUGAGCAUCUAUUUUGAGGUGAUGUUUUUAAAAGGCUAACAUCAAAUCAAAUUGUAAAUGAGUUUAAAUAUAUUGCCUUAAGGACCUACUAAAGAAUGUGCCACCAACCUUUGAGUGAUAGUUGAAAUAUCCUUGUCAAAAAAAAUCAAUGUUAACUUAAAACAAUUUCUUUAAACAGCUGUCUUAUCUUUUUUUUUUAAAUCCAGUCUUUCUCUUGCGCUUUUUUUUUCUUUUUUAAAUUCCACUGAGGGGGUCUUUUGCCUUCCCUACUCACUGAGAAGUAUUGACUUCAUGGUACACAUUCUAAAGCAUUUCUGAUUUGAAUAUUUUUGUACAUUUUUAUCAAUUAUUAAACCUUCUCUUCUAGUGUGUA